Molecule: messenger RNA, 2313 nt
Organism: Sardina pilchardus (European sardine)
Lineage: Eukaryota; Metazoa; Chordata; Actinopteri; Clupeiformes; Clupeidae
Gene: slc2a6
Product: solute carrier family 2 member 6
Exons: 10
Coding region: 88-1554 (488 amino acids)
Biological process (GO): transmembrane transport
Cellular component (GO): membrane
Molecular function (GO): transmembrane transporter activity
Source: RefSeq, a predicted model, not a curated record
CCAACUACAGUAUUUAUUUCUCCACCCAACAGCCCACGAGCUCAUUCACGGAGAACAGUGUCUCAUGUUACACCGCCGGUGACAGACAUGGAUGAGAACCAGCCCCUCGUUCGACAGAAUACACCACAGAGAAGUAAUGCGCGCCUCUACCUGGCUGCGUUCUCUGCGGUCCUGGGGAACCUCAACUUCGGGUUUUCCCUGGUCUACCCCUCUCCUGUCAUCCCUCAGCUACAGAAGGGUGAUGACCCCCGGCUGAGGAUGGACACCCACGAGAUCUCCUGGUUUGGGUCCAUCUUCACGCUGGGGGCAGCGGCGGGGGGUCUGGGGGCCAUGCUGCUGAACGACCGCGUCGGCCGCAAGCUCAGCAUCAUGAUGUCGGCCGUGCCGUCGUCCGUGGGCUACCUGGUGAUGGCGGCGGCACAGAACGUGUGGAUGCUCCUCCUGGGCAGGUUCCUGACGGGCAUCGCAGGUGGCAUGACUGCCGCCUCAAUACCUGUGUACGUCUCAGAGAUCUCACACCCCAAAGUUCGAGGCACGUUGGGAUCCUGUCCCCAGCUGACUGCCGUGUUUGGAUCGCUGGCACUCUACGCUCUAGGCCUGGUGUUGCCGUGGCGAUGGCUGGCGGUUGCCGGGGAAGUGCCGGUGAUUGUGAUGGUGUUCCUGCUGUGCUUCAUGCCGGACUCACCACGCUUCCUCAUCACUCACGGUCGCCGUGACGACGCCUGCCGCGCACUCGAGUGGCUCAGAGGACCCGAGUACAUGAGCGAGCUGCUGCGCAUAGAGCACAGUGUUAAUAAACAGGGUCCUCUAGGCUGGGCGGAGCUGGGUCAGCCCUUCUACUACAAGCCCAUCCUGAUCUCCGUGGUGAUGCGUUUCCUGCAGCAGAUGACCGGCAUCACACCCAUCCUGGUCUACCUAGAACCCAUCUUUCACCACACACACAUCACACUGGAGCCGCGGUACGAUGCUGCUCUGGUGGGGGCGGUGAGGCUGCUCUCAGUCGUGAUCGCUGCUAGUCUGAUGGACAAGGCCGGGAGGAGGGCCCUCCUCUUCACCUCGGGCUUCCUCAUGUUCCUGUCUACGCUAACGAUGACCAUGUACACACACACGCCCCAGAGUCACCAUGGCAACCUCAGUGCCCCCCUGCUGCAGUGGGCUGCACCCCCUCAGGCGACCGCGACCCUUGACCCCAUCACACUCAUCCCCCUCAUCAGCACCAUGGUCAUCAUCUUUGGUUAUGCCAUGGGCUGGGGCCCAAUCACGUGGCUGCUGAUGUCGGAGGUGCUGCCGCUGGGGGCUCGUGGGAUAGCGUCGGGGGUGUGUGUGGGCGUCAGCUGGAUCAGCGCCUUCGUGCUCACACAGCUCUUCAUGCACGUGGUGGUGGCGUAUGGGCUGUUUGUCCCGUUCCUGUUCUUCUCCGUGGUGUGUGUGGUCAACAUCAUCUUCACGGGUGUGUGUGUGCCGGAGACCAAAGGCCGCUCACUGGAGGAGAUCGAGAACUACUUCAGGACCGGACGCUCCUUCACCAUCACCGACAGCUACUCCGCCUCCUGAUGACCACUCAUCUCGUGUGUGUGUGUGUGUGUGCGUGUGUGUGUGUGUGUGUGUGUACAGUAUGUGUACUUCAGGACUGGACGCUCAUUCACCAUCACCGCCACCUGAUGACCACUCAUGUCAUGUGACCAGCUGUUUCGUUUAAAAAAAAUUCAUAUGUUUAUAUUCUUGAUAUUGUUUGGCGAUCGUAUAAGAGUUUCUGAAGGCUCUGCCCUACAAAGCCAAAAGGCAGUAACUACGCAGAGUGAGAACUGAAAAAAUGACCUUAAAGUUAUCCUGUGGUCCAGCCUAAGUAGUUGUAGUUGGAUUAUUGGACAUGUGGAGGUUUUGUUACUUAACAUUAACUUAUUGGUGGUAAACAUUAAUCUUCAUAACAUCUUGAAUGUACUGAAAAUUAUCAACAAAAAAAAUUAUGACCAAAAAUGCAGUUACUGCCUUUUGACACAGGAAUAGGGCUAACUGUAGUAGAAUGUUCUUCUUAUUGUAUUUACAUCAGUAAGCCAGCCUACUGUAACUGCUACAUCAGUAAGACAUACAGUACAAUGAUUUGUGUUCUGGAGACAUACAGUACAAUGAUUUGUGUUCUGGAGACAUACUGUACAGUACAAUGAUUUGUGUUCUGGAGACAUACAGUACAAUGAUUCAAACUGACAUGGGAGACGGUACAGACACACAGCACUGUCAACUGACCAACUGACUGUCAGUAAUUAUGUUGUGUUUUAAUGUGUUGAAUUUCAACAUUAAAGCUGCUUGAAGCUC